GGUCACUUUGAGGACUCACAAAUUUGACGCGGAUUCCGUGUUUAUAUAUUGCUGUGUAUUUUAGUACACUAAUGAAGGGACUGAUUAAGCGGACGAAUACUUUCAAGUCUCCGAAAUCGUUUAAGGGUGAUAAAAGUCAGGAAGAGGGAUGCUCCAAAGUUGGUAGUAGUUUCCAGGCUCAAAUUCCUGAAUAUACUGAGGAAAUUGAUUGCUAUGAUUCGAAGAAUCCCCCUCACAAAGAAUUCAGUGUAUGGAUGCCAAAUCAACAGCCUAAUGCUGAGGAGUUGAAUUCUUACCUCGAAUUCGCCAAACAAUACGAGUAUACUCAAGAGUUAGCUAUGAUUUUAUUACAUUGGCAUAAUUACGACAUUGAGAAAGCGAUUGAUGACAUACCUAACUAUUCACCGGCAUACAGUAAAUGGACAAAAAAUGAGGUGAAGAAAUUUUUGAGAUGCAUUGAUUCGAAGCCGAGGAAGGAUUUUGUGAAAGCCAAGAGAACGGUACCUGGUCGUCGCAUGGGUGAUAUAUGUGCAUUAUACUAUUCUAUAGCUGCACCUUUCAAAGCAGGAAAUAGAAGUAAAUAUCAUAAUCAGCUGAUUGAACAGUGUUAUUCUCGAGCUGUUCGAGCCGGCUUAGUUACAUGCCGUUGGCGAAAAUCGUCGUCUAUAGAGGAAACACUAGUUAAUACUCCUAAACCUGAAUUGACUGAAGAUCCUUUAGAGGGUGAAAUCAAAUCAUUUUUAGUAAAUUUGGUUGGUGCUUCAAAAGCUACCGAUUUACUCGGUAAUGAAUUGCUAUCUUCACCACAGCGUAUCCAAACACCAAUUGUCUUUCAUUCUCCUGCAAAAUCUAUACAAAGUGUUUCUCCCUCGUCUCCAAUAAAAGGUUCAUCAGCUUCUGUCAGACUAGAAAAUGACUUGAGUCCAACCACAAUGCCUACAACGAACGCCUAUCAGACAAGCAGCUCCGAAGCAUCCUCGGAAAAUGACAGUGAUUCAGUAUGUCAAGGAAAAGGUAAAGGACACAGUCUUCCCAGUGGUGCAUAUUAUGACCAUGAAGAGUUUUUAACAUUUCUAAAUAUGACCAAUGAUCAGUUACUUCAAGAAAAGGAAACAGAAUUAUCCUAUUUACAACGCAUAAACGAGGAACUCCGUGAACAGAUGGACAUUACUGAAGCACGUUCAAGGUCUGUCCUUCACAACAUGGACUUACUCAAACCUAAUGAAGGAUUCCCCAAAGUAAGAUUAAUCUCAUUAUUUACUUAUAUGCUUCCACAUCAAUUAAUUUUCUAA
This is a messenger RNA of Trichobilharzia szidati, 1292 nucleotides long. The record is from the annotation of a GenBank genome assembly. Lineage: Eukaryota; Metazoa; Platyhelminthes; Trematoda; Strigeidida; Schistosomatidae.